Messenger RNA from Lathyrus sativus (Indian pea), 522 nucleotides. The record is from the annotation of a GenBank genome assembly. NCBI's taxonomy places the organism in Eukaryota, Viridiplantae, Streptophyta, Magnoliopsida, Fabales, Fabaceae.
AUGUCUCUGACACCAAAAUCUCAUGUUUUCAUUUUCCUUCUUGUCAUUCUUUUCACUCUUUCUCUCACUGGAACAGCUCCUGAAGAAUCUCCCCUUCUUGAGAUUCUCCGCAACCAUGGCCUCCCAGCAGGACUCUUCCCUCAGAGUGUGAAAUCAUUCCAAUUGGACCAAAUGGGUCGUUUAGAAGUACACUUGGAUCGUCCUUGUUUGGCUCAGUAUGAAACCACAGUGUUCUUCGACACGGUUGUUAAAGCCAACCUUAGUUUCGGGCAGCUUAAGGUUUUCGAAGGCAUGUCUCGUGAAGAGCUUUUUCUAUGGCUUCCGGUUAAGGAUAUCAUUGUUACUGAUCAAUCUUCUGGACUGAUUCUCAUUGAUAUUGGUUUUGCAUUGAAACGACUCUCUUUCUCUCGUUUUGAAGAACCCCCAAUUUGUAGAUCUCAUCAAGGUCUUUCUUUUGGUUUGGGUGAAAGAAAGGGUAAAGGAUGGCUUAAAUAUUUUCAAAAUUGGGGUUUCUCUAUAUGA